AGAGAGGGAAGGAGAAGCUUGAACCCCACUAUAGCCGUCGACUCCGUCGAUAUCGUUGCCUCGCGCUCUCUCCCCCUCUCUCCUCUCGCUAUCUGCCUGCUACCUCUCUUCUCCCAACCCGCCCUCUCCUCCAGCCACAACUGAAGUAUCGCCAAUAGCAUGCUUCUGACCUCGAACAAUUCUUGGUGAUUUCGUACUUUCUUUCCGCGUCGCCUAGGCCGCCUGCCGCCCAAGUCGUCAGGUAUCUAUCUACCGAGCCCGAGCAUCUCGGGGACAGUAGUUGGGCUGCUCGAGGGCGUCGAUAGGGGUCUUGGUACGCGAUCGACCCACGCGCGGCGUUCGUCGGCAUCAGCAUCACAUCUAGGGUCUCGAACGGCUCGUUGCCUGCUGGCAUCCCUGGCUGCUCCUCUUACCCCACCGUCUACCAUCACUAAACCACAAUAACACGGAGUAAGCCUGCCUGGAAGACGAUACGAACAAAUCUGUUUCUAUACUAUCCGUUUCCGCAUGUUCACCUGCUUCGAUGGCAUUCUUCCUGCGAUCUCCCAGCUGUUGCUGAUACGAGACUCACGCGAAUUUUCUCGUUAGGCCUCCGAAAGUUUCCCCCUCUCCUCCGCUCGGCCCGACACCCCGACAACGCGCUCGACAUUCGCAUCACCAUGGCGUCCUCCGCUGCCGUGAAUAACCCGAAUCUCCAGACCAUCAACCAGCUCCUAGGAAGGCUGUCUGACCAGGACCCCGAUUUCCGGUUUAUGUCAUUGAACGACCUCCAUCAGAUCUUAACGAAACAGAAGGCCGACUUUCUGGGACAUGAUUAUAACACUUCUUCCCGUCUUGUGGAUGCUGUCAUCAAGGCCCUGGAUGAUCAGAAUGGAGAGGUGCAGAAUUUGGCAGUGAAAUGCAUGGGCCCGUUGAUCGCCAAAAUUCCGAUCACCGUCCUGUCCCCGGCACUCGACAAGCUAAGCACGAUGGAAAUGAAGAAUUCGGUCGACGAUUCCAUACCUUCCCUCGCUCUUCGUGCCGCUCUCUCUUCGCUCCCGAAGCCCAUGCACGGAGUAACUCCCUCUCGAGAGGUGAUCGACACCUAUAACAUCAUCAGUCGCGUCCUCAUCCCGCGUAUUCUGGGCUAUUCGGCCGCCAGCGCCACUCCACAGAAGAGCAACACUGGAAUACUAGAGAAGACCAGUGCCGAGUCUAUCGACGUCCUUAUCGAAGUCGUUCGAUGCUUUGGCCCUAUGCUGAAGCCUCUCGAAGUCGAGAAGCUGCAAGACGUGGUCAUUCAAGUAUUGGAGAAGACGGAGACGCCUUCUUCCGUGAAGAAACGCGCUGUCGUUGCGAUUGCCAUUCUUGCGCCCUUCCUCACCGGCGAUGUUCUCGACGGGUUCGUAACAAGGAUCCAGAAGGCGCUAAAUACGCCGAAAAUAAACCCCAUUAUGCGCCGUCUCUAUAUUACCAUGAUGGGUUCGCUAGCUCGGUCGAUUCCGUUCAAAUUCGGACAAUACAUCCCGCAACUGGUCGCAUUUGUCUUGUCUCCCCUGAGCCAGGAGGAGUUACAGAACCAGCUCGAAGCGUUAGAAGAAGGAAACGACCAGCUAAACCCCGAGUUCAACGAGGUUAGGGAAGCCGCCCUGGUUGCACUCGAGUCAUUCCUGGCAUCAUGCGGCUUGCAGAUGCGAGAUUACACGGAUGGGGUCAUCGCGGCAUGUCUGCGCUACCUGAAGUAUGACCCCAAUUACGCCGUUGACGAGGACGAGGAGAUGGGUGGAGAAGACGAGGAUGCGGACGAAGACGAAGACGCCGAUCCGGACGACGAAUUCGAGGACGAUACUGGCUUUGACGACGACGACGACUCAAGCUGGAAGGUCCGUAGGUGCGCCGCGAAGGCAUUAUACACGCUGAUUUCUACGCGAAGCACAGACCUGCUAGAAAAGGGUACUCUAUAUCGCGAAAUUGCCACCCCGCUGGUGAAGCGAUUUGACGAACGAGAAGAGAGCGUUCGUUUGGAGAUUAUCGGGACCGUAGCACUUCUGAUUCGAAAGACCGGCGAAGGCGUCAUUGCGGCCAUCUCAGCCGACGACGAACUCUUGCAUACUCUCGGAGGUAACCGAAAACGUCGGCGGAAGAGUAGUGGUAGUCUGGUGUACACCAACAAGGCGCCUUACUUGGGAGCCACUGGUCUCACGUCGCCUACUCGCGAAGCUGUCCCAUCAACUGGCCCCCGCGCCGAUCUUUCCAAAUUGACGCCACAAGUCGUCAAGGCGGUAGCCAAACUCCUGAAAGGUAAACAGAUUGCCACUAAGCAAGCCGUGAUCAACUUACUAGAUGAUUUGAUUCUGGUCCAGCACGGGGGCUUGUCCGACUACUUUGACCAGGUCAUGCAGCCAAUAAUUGAUGUUACCAAGGGCAUCACCGGUGGCGGCAGCUCAUCGUCUAUCGCCUUAUCGGGAGGCGCCGUAUCCGCAACUGCUACUACGCUACGCGUGGCGGUCCUUCACUUUACUAGUGAUAUAGUCAAGACUCACUCGUCAAGCUUAUUCCAACCGUACCUGGAAAAGAUAGUUUCCGGCGUCGUGUCGGCGGUCCGCGACAGGUUUUAUAAGAUAUCUAGUGAGGCGAUCCGCACGGCAGAAGAGUUGGUUAAGGCCAUAACCCCUCCUCGGGCUAGGCUCACUAUCCAGAAGUACAAGCCCGAACUACAUAAGCUAUACGAGAUCAUACUAGAUCGUGCCUCGGCAAAUGACGCCGACACGGAGGUGCGACAGAAAGCCAUCCAGGCGCUUGGGACGCUCGUCUCGAGGACAUCCUCGGCGGAGGGCCUUGCCCUGCUCUCCGCAGGCAAGCGCCAGGCUGCCUUGGAUCUGCUCCUCGAUCGCCUCCGAAAUGAGACGACGCGCCUGUACGCCGUGCGCGCGAUCGACAACUUUGCGGCGCAUUCUUCGGCCCCGGGUAGUUUCGAGCCUGCAUGGACGCAGAAUGUAGCAUUAGAACUCUGCGUUCAGCUGCGGAAGACGAAUCGUGCCCUUCGAGCAGCCAGUAUCCAAGCCUUGAACCACCUGAUCAUGAGCCCGGUAGCCAAGGGGCACAUCCAAGCCAACACGGCCAACGAUAUCGCGGCCGCCAUCCUACCCGUUAUCGCAGCUAACGAAACCUACCUCUUGAGCCCGGCUCUGUUAGUCAUUUCCCAGCUGCAGUCUGAGCACCCCAAGCUCAUCUCGUCGUCGAAAAUUAUCGAGCCCCUGUGCGAGCUUCUGAAGAAGAAUAUCGCCGGUCUAGUACUAGACUCGCUCGUAACCCUGGUUACGGUUAUCGGGCAAAGCGGUAUGGGCAAGUCAUUAAUGGAAGGCGUCCUGCGAGUUGGCGUAGCGGGCGACCCUACGGUGGUAGGCAAGGUGGCGGGCGCGUUGUUCGUUGCCAGCGGGGGCCAGGUCGGCGUUACCGUUGAUAGUUUCAUUGACGAGCUUAACAAGUCUAGCAAGCUAUCACCACCGGAUACUGCCCGACAAAGCCUCGCUUUGGCCAUCCUGGGGGAGAUUGGGCUCCGACUGGGACCGAAGUCUCGACUACAACCCUCGAUCUUCUUGGGCCAAUUCCACGACGAGCCAGACAAGGUCUCGGUGUCCGCCGCCGUGGCUCUCGGCCGCGCUGGUGCCGGCAAUAUCUCGGUAUUUUUACCCACGAUACUGGACGCGAUCAAACAGCCAGGCAGCCAGCAGUACCUGCUCCUCCAAUCGACCCGCGAGAUUCUUCACCAAGCCAUCGCGUCGUCUACCGAUAUAAGUUCGUACGAGAAGGAGAUCUGGCAACUCUUAUUCACGGCUUCCCGCUUCGACGACAACAAGGCAAUUUGUUCUGAGUGCAUUGGGCGACUGGCUAUAAUGGAGCCCAAGACCUAUAUCCCCAAACUCCAAGAACUCCUGAAAGACCCGUCGCCCGUGUUCCGGGGCGUGGCCGUGCAGGCGCUACGGUAUACGUUGCCGGACAGCGACGAGUCGUUCGAUCUGAUGUUGAAGACGGCGUUAGUCGAGAUGCUCCUGACGGUUCUGAGCGACGAGAACAUGGAAAUCCGCCGACUCGGCAUGACGACGCUGAAUUCGGCAGCACAUAACAAACCGGACCUGAUCUUGCCGCAUCUCGGGGAAUUGAUCCCCUACGUGAUGACGGAGUCGGUCAUAAAGCCGCAGCUCAUCCGGGAGGUUCAGAUGGGGCCAUUCAAACAUCUCGUGGAUGACGGAUUGGAAGUUCGCAAGAGUGCCUACGAGACGUUGUACGCGCUCAUGGAAACGGCGUUCUCGCGGGUGAGCUCCCUGGAGUUCUACGACCGAGUGAUCGCCGGCCUUCGCGACGACAACGACAUCCGAUCGCUCUGCAACCUGAUGUUGAGCAAGCUGAUCGUCAUCGACCCAGAAGAGACGACGCGGCGGCUGGACACGGUGGCGGAGUGCUAUAGGAAGACAUUAUCGACGAAACUCAGGGACGGAGCGGUGAAGCAGGAGGUAGAAAAGCAGGAGGAGGCAGUCAAGAGCGUACUCCGGGUGUCGCUUCUCCUAGCGGAGAAGACGAAGACGACAGUAGCGGGAACGGCGGGCGGCGCCGGUGGUGCGGCCGCCCAGAGCCAGGGGCAGCAGCCGACGGUGCAGAACCCGGUGUGGCAGCAGUACUGGGAGUGGAUCAACAAGGACUUUGAGCGACAGCUUAAGACACUACGGGAUGAGAAUAGGGAGAUGGGAGGAUGAAAAGGGAGAGGAUAGAUGUGUAACUCGCUAACAAGAAGCAUAAUUACGUACGUAGGCGCCCCUGACCGGGAAGGGAGGGGGAUUUGGGGCAGGAUGACGGCGCUCCGAUAGCUGGCCGAUCGAAUAAGGUAGGCUAGGCUUGGUGGCCUAGCCAGUUGUAUAACUCGCGUAUGGAAGAGACACAUGGCCUU
Molecule: messenger RNA, 4924 nt
Organism: Durotheca rogersii
Lineage: Eukaryota; Fungi; Ascomycota; Sordariomycetes; Xylariales; Xylariaceae
Product: TIP120-domain-containing protein
Exons: 4
Coding region: 660-4733 (1357 amino acids)
Biological process (GO): protein ubiquitination; SCF complex assembly
Cellular component (GO): nucleus
Source: RefSeq, a predicted model, not a curated record